Molecule: messenger RNA, 2602 nt
Organism: Ctenopharyngodon idella (grass carp)
Lineage: Eukaryota; Metazoa; Chordata; Actinopteri; Cypriniformes; Xenocyprididae
Gene: kctd6a
Product: potassium channel tetramerization domain containing 6a
Biological process (GO): protein homooligomerization
Molecular function (GO): protein binding
Source: RefSeq, a predicted model, not a curated record
UGGGUGUGUCAUUUCCGCUCAUCCCACAUUGAUGUCCCUGUUCUCUGACUCCACAACAUAAACAUUACAGUCAUUAUACAGCAUUUACUCAAGCAGAACGAGUCGCUUCAGAACACUUAGGGUUUCAAAAUGUUCCUGUAUUUUGGAAUAGUAACGAAAAACCUCACAGGAAAGCAAAGUAUCCUGGUUUAAACCUCCUGUCCUCCAUAUUCCUGAUGCUUUGGACGAGAGGAAACAACUGAAGUACAUCGGACGAGGAGAAGAGACGUAAAUCCUAAAAUUUUACGUAUUUGCAACGGGGAAAGCUGAUAAUUUACUGCAGGUGAAGUGUUUAAACCCUGUAAAGACUGCAGAGAGCGUCAUUCGUCACCACCAUUGAAGACGAAACAAUUGGCCACAUGGAGAAUGGAGACUGGGCACACAUGAUGAUGGAUACGGUUACCCUAAAUGUUGGCGGCCAUUUGUACACCACAUCGCUGUCCACCCUCCAACGUUAUCCAGACUCUAUGUUGGGCGCCAUGUUCCGCGGCGAUUUUCCCACCACACGAGAUGCCCAGGGCAACUAUUUCAUAGAUCGAGACGGUCCUCUAUUCCGUUACAUCUUGAACUUUUUACGAACCUCAAAACUGACGCUACCAUGUGACUUCAAAGAAACAGAGCUCCCGAAGGAAGCAGACUUCUACCAGAUAGAGCCCUUGAUCCAGUGUUUAGGAGACAAUAAACCUCUCUACCCAAUGGACACCUUUGAGCAAGUGGUAGAACUGUCAAGCACUCGUAAGUUGUCCAAGUACUCAAACCCGGUGGCAGUCAUCAUCACCCAACUCACCAUCACCACCAAAGUUCAUGCACUGCUUGAAGGCAUCUCCAACAACUUCACCAGAUGGAAUAAACAUAUGAUGGACACCAGAGACUUUCAAGUGUCCUUUACCUUUGGACCAUGUGACUACCACCAAGAGGUGUCCCUUCGCGUACAUCUGGUGGAGUACAUCUCCAAGCAAGGCUUCACGAUUCGCAACACGCGAGUUCAUCACAUGAGUGAACGCGCCAAUGAGAACACGGUAGAACAUCAUUGGACAUUCUGUAGAGUUGCGCAGAAGGUUGAGGACUGAUUGAUGGUGCAUUCAUGUCAUGAUCCAUAAUUACAAUAACUUUGAGACUGUAGUUGAGCAAUUAUGAGUUUAAUGAAGACGUGAACAUUUUUUUUUAUGCUAGUUGCGACUCAAAAUUAGGGUAAUUUCGAAAUUACUUGAACACACCACAUUAGAGGUCUGCGCGGGGAUUUUUAAAUCCCGCUCCCGCAAGAUUAUUUACCGCUCCUGCCCACUUCUGCCAAAAAUAUCUUAGAUUUUAUCCCGCUCCCAACCGAAACGUUCACGUUUUGUCCUGUUCCCACCCACAAAAGCCUGAAGAUAGAGGUCUACGCUAAAUUUUUCAGUCCCAGUCCAGUUAGAUUCUGUCUCAUUCCUGUGUCUAUAGGCUAUUUUUUUCCAAUUUCUACACACACAACGCUUCAGAUCUCCAGUUACAGACUUCUGCGUGCUGUUAUUAUUCGAUAAUUAUAUUAUAUAUUAUAUAGCCCAUGAGUCAUUUCUUUCUCCCACUUCCAGUGCACAUAUCAGUACCUUCCCUCUCGUAUCCACACUAGACAAUUCAAAAAUUGUCCCACGCCCCACUCUGUUGCGUCGCGGAUUGCAGACUUCUACACCAUAUCUCCGCUGCAGUUCAUAGCUAAGAUAACCAACAAUGAACACAAUGGAAAUGUUUUCUGUAGUACAUGUUCAUGCGAACUAGUCCUAUUGUGUUUUAUGUGUCUUUCCACCCACUUCAGAAGUUUAUGGACAAGGAACCUGAACAACUUGUUUUUUUUUUCAUUUCUACAAAUACAGUAUACCUCAUUUAGGCAAAAGUAACCUAAAUUCCUUCCUAAAUUGUCAAGUUUUCAAAUCUAUUUAUGCAACCCUUAAAUUAAAAAAAAUUAAUAUAUAUUGCAUCAGUGUUAAAUAUUCAGUAUUCAAUUGAAUUUAUAAUAUUUCCGGCAGAUAUUUUGUCCUGUGAUUGAGUCUAUAAACUGUAAACUGUUUGCAUGAUUCUGUGGUAUCUACACUAUUACGUAUUCAGUCAUGUUUUCUCCCUUGAGAUACAGAAAAAUUAUUUGUAACUUGCAUGUUACAUAGUAUUUUUUCCCCCCAAAGCUUUAAGCAAAAUAAUACCUCUUAUGGCCAGCUUCUGGACCAAGCCAAAUCUUGGAGUAAACAUCCCAUUUAAAAUUCAUUUUAGUCUCAAAAUGCAUGUAAGACUCAGGCUAGCAUCGCUGAAGAUGAGAGCAUCUUUUAAAUGGUUUGAAAACCAAGAUGAAAUUGAAAGAGUUUCUUCAUGUUUGUAAUAAUUUUGAACUGCACAUUAAAAACAGCAGUUUGAUCAUAGAUUGUGUGUUUCUGUUUGGUAGUAGACAUCUUUGUAUAACAUUUUAUUGAAAGAACAUUUUGUUUUAUUAAUGAAAUUUAAUUUAUUAUUUUAAUGUAAUAUAUGUACGUGGCUUUUGGUGCCAUUCUUUCAAAUGCAGUAACUUUAAUAAAUAACCGGAUUACGUCUGAUUUUGAAA